Molecule: messenger RNA, 3878 nt
Organism: Pipistrellus kuhlii (Kuhl's pipistrelle)
Lineage: Eukaryota; Metazoa; Chordata; Mammalia; Chiroptera; Vespertilionidae
Product: zinc finger protein 709-like
Exons: 5
Coding region: 16-2865 (949 amino acids)
Biological process (GO): regulation of transcription by RNA polymerase II
Cellular component (GO): nucleus
Molecular function (GO): RNA polymerase II transcription regulatory region sequence-specific DNA binding; DNA-binding transcription factor activity, RNA polymerase II-specific
Source: RefSeq, a predicted model, not a curated record
CUUUUUUUUUCCAGAAUGUUCUCUUUACAGACUUUCCAGCCGAGUCUCGGGUGCUCCCCAACAUCUUCUCCCUUUUUUGUUUUGCUGAAUGUACUGGUAGAAGUCAGAGAGAGGCAGCAAACGUUCUGCUUUGGAAUAUCAGAGUCUGUGAAUUGCAUUUACUGUUCCAUCUCAAUUUUACAGGCUCUGAGAAUAACAAAGGGAAGAAUGGACUCAGUGGCCUUUGAGGAUGUUAAUGUGGAGUUCACCAUGGAGGAGUGGGCUUUCCUGCAUCCAAUCCAGAAGAAACUUUACACAGAUGUGAUGCUGGAAACCUUCUGGAACCUGGCAUCAGUAGCAUGUAUUUUAGAAGAACAAUGUGAUUACCAUGACAGUGAAGAUCAGUAUGAAUAUUACAGGAGGAAUCUUAGUCAUAUGGUAGAGAGACUCUGUACAAGGAAGGAUGGUAGUCAACACAGAGAAAACUUCAGCCAGAUUCCAUAUAAUAAUGAAACUAAGGAAAUUCCUGAAAUAACACAACCUAAAUCCAGGUUGUGCAGGCAAAUCUUCAUACGUUAUUUAUUGUUGAGUAACCACCUGAGUUCUCACAUUGGACCCAAACUAUAUCUGUGUCAGGAAUAUGAAGAAAACUCUUAUAAAUGUAAGGAAUCUGAGAAAGCUUUCAAGCCUUACCAACAUAUUCAGAGCCAUGAAGAUAGCCCCACUGGGAAAACUUUUUACUAUUCAACUUUCCUUAGAAAUCAUGAAAGAAUGAAUAUUGCUGGGAAAUCGUAUGAGUGUGAGCAAUGUGGAAAAAGCUUUAAUCAUUUCAUUUACUUUAAACUUCACAAAAAUACUCAUAGUGGAGAGAAGCCAUAUCAAAGUAAGCAAUGUGGCAAAGCUUCCAGUUCUCCCAAGUAUUCUGGAGAAAAUGAAAGAACGCACACUGCAGAAAAGCCCUAUCAAUGUAAGGAAUCUGGAAAAACUUUCAGUUCCACUUCUCUUAGUAAUCAAGAAAGAACACACACUGCUGAGAAACCUUAUGAAUGUGGGAACGUCUUCAGUUCGCUCAGCUCUCUUGGAAAACUUAAAAGUAGUUGUGCCGGAAAGAAACCUCAUGAAUGUAAGGAAUGUGGUAAAACAUUUUGUCGUCGCUAUUCCCUUAUAAUUCAUCAAAGAGUGCAUACUGAGGGAAAACCAUAUGAAUGUAAGCUUUGUGGUAAAGUCUUCUCUUAUCCAACUUCCCUCCAAAAUCAUAAAAGAACUCAUACUGGGGGGAAACCUUAUGGUUGUAAGCAAUGUGGGAAAGCCUUCAGAUAUUCCACUGCUCUUCGAAAUCAUGAAAGAAUGCAUACUGGGGAGAAACCGUAUAAAUGUAAGCAAUGUGGGAAAGCCUUCCAUUGUAGCAACUCUCUUCAAAAACAUAAACGAUGUCAUGACAGAAAGAAGCCUCAUGAAUGUAAGGAAUGUGGUAAAACAUUCCACCAUCCCUGUUCCCUUAGAAAUCAUGAAAGAACUCAUACUGGGGAAAAACCCUAUAGAUGUAAGCAUUGUGGCAAAGCUUUCUAUUUUCUGUCUGCCCUCCAACGUCAUGAAAGAACUCAUACUCGGGUAUAUCGCUAUGAAUGUAAACAUUGUGGUAAAGGUUUCUAUUAUCAGUCUUCUCUCCAACAUCAUGAAAGAACUCAUACUGGGGAAAAGCCCUAUAAAUGUAAGGUUUGUGGUAAAGGUUUUUAUUAUUCAACUUCCCUUCAUUAUCAUGAAAGACUGCACACUGGGGAAAAACCCUAUCAAUGUAAGGAAUGUGGGAAAGCCUUCAUUUCUCCCAGCUCUCUUGAAAAACAUAAAAGAAGUCAUGUCGGAAAGAAGCCUCAUGAAUGUAAGGAAUGUGGUAAAACAUUUUAUGAUCCAUAUUAUCUUCGAUUUCAUGAAAGUAUUCAUACUGGAGUAAAACGAUAUGAAUGUAAGUAUUGUGAUAAAGCUUUCUCUUACCCAUCUUCCCUCCAAUAUCAUGAAAGGAGUCGUCAUAAGGGAAAACCCUAUGAAUGUAAGCAAUGUGGGAAAGCUUUCUUUGCUUUGGGUGGCCUCCGACGUCAUGAAAGAAUUCAUACUGGGGAAAAACCCUAUAAGUGUAAGCAAUGUAGCAAAACUUUCUCUAAUUUUACUUCCCUCCAACGUCAUGAAAGAAUUCAUACCAGGGAAAAAUCCUAUGAAUGUCAGCAUUGUGGUAAAACUUUUAGUUUUUCCAAAUCUCUUAUAAAUCAUGAAAAAAUGCAUACUGUGCAGAAACUCUUUGAAUGUAAGCAAUGUGGCAAAGCUUUCAGACAUUCCAAAUACCUUAGAAAUCAUGAAAAAAUUCAUACUCUGGAGAAACCAUAUGAAUGUAAGCAAUGUGGGAAAGCUUUCAGACAUUCCAAAUACCUUAGAAAUCAUGAAAAAAUUCAUACUGUGGAGAAACCCUAUGAAUGUAAGCAAUGUGGGAAAGCUUUCAGAUGUCCUACAUAUUUUAGAAAUCAUGAAAGAAUGCAUACUGGCGAGAAAUCCUAUGAAUGUAAGCAGUGUGGGAAAUUUUUUAGUAAUCCCAGUUCUCUUGGAACACACAAAAGGAAUCAUGAUGGAAAGAAGCCUCAUGAAUGUAAGGAAUGUGGUAAAACAUUCCUUUAUCCCUCCUUCCUUAGAAUUCAUGAAAGAAUGCAUACUGGGGAAAAACCCUAUGAAUGUAACCAUUGCGGUAGAGCUUUUUCUUAUCCAAGUAACCUUCGAUGUCAUGAAAGAACUCAUAAUAAGGAAAAACUGUAUGAAGGUAAGCAAUGUGAGAAAGCCUUUAUUCAUCCCAGUUUCCUUGAAAUUCACCUAAACACUCAUAAUGGAGAGAAAUCAUCAUGAAUAAAGAACUAACACUGAAAAUAAGCCAUGUCCUGUCAAGAUUGUAGAAAAGCCUUUGACAAUCCCAGUUCUUUUUUCCCCCUUUAUCCUCACCUGCAGGUAUUUUUCCAUUGAGAGAGUGGAAGUCAGAAAGGCAGAGAGCAAUACUGAUGUGAGAGAAACAUCAAUUGGUUGCCUCCUGCAAAUGCCCAACAUGAAAGCACAGACAAUGGAGAAAAGCUCUAUGAAUGUGGUAAAGCUUUCAGAUUCUCCAAGUCUCUUAGAAAUCAUGAAAGAACACAUACUAGGGGAAAACCUUAUGAAUGUAAGCAAUGUGGAAAAACCUUCAGUUUUAUCACACAUCUUAGAAGACAUAAAAGAAAUCAUGAUGGAAAUAAGGCUCAUGAAUAAGGAAUGAAUUAAACCUCUUUGCCAUCCCUUUUAUCUUAGAUACCAUGAAAUGUAUACUGGGGAGAAACACUAUGAAUGCAAGUGAUGUGGGAUAACCUAUAGUCAUCCCCAAUCCUUUGAAAUGCACAAAAAUUCUCAUAGUGAAGAGAAACUACAUGAAUGGAAGGAAUGUGCUAAAGCCUUCAGGUUCCCAACUAGUUUUUACAGAUAUGUGAAAACAAAAUGUAUUGAUAAACUGUUAACGUAAGGAAUAGGGAAGAGCCUUCAUUUACCUCUCAGUUGUACCAUUCAUGUAUGAUAAUCCAUACUGGGGAUGGACCCUAGAAAUGUAAGAGGGUUGCAGAGCAUUUAUUUCUUCCAGUUGAUUGUAAAGGAUUAAUGAAAUCACUGAAGAGAAGCCCUGACAUGAAAAUAUGGAAGGAGAACCUUUGGCCAUUCUAGUUUUUUACAAAAUCAUGAAAGAACUCACACCCCAUAGUAAGUGUAUGAACAUAAGGAAUGUGGGAGAGCUUUUCUUGGACAUGUGAGAAUGCACCUGGAGAAAUAGUGAAUACAUAUGGAGAAGGUUGAAAAGCCUUCAGCUGUCCCUUUUCCUUGGAAAGGUCAUGAAAAAACUCAAAGUG